AUGUCCUUCCUGAUUGCCAUUCAGGAGAUCAAUCGGAAUCCCAGGAUCUUGCCCAACAUCUCUCUGGGCUACGACAUCUACGACAACUAUUUCGAUGCAAGGCUGACUUACGAUGGCAUGUUGGACCUGCUCUUCCUGGGGAAGGAGAAUAUUCCAAACUACCACUGUGGAGAUGCAGAGAAUUGUGACAAAUGCCCAGACAACCAGCAUCCAAACAAGGACCAAACUCGAUGUGUCCCAAAGGCCAUAACCUUCCUCUCCUAUGAAGAACCUUUGGGGAUCAGCCUAGCUGUUUUCCCUCUCUUCUUGUCCCUAAUCACUAGUUCUGUUUUAGGACUCUUCAUUAAAUUCCUGGACACCCCUGUAGUCAAAGCCAACAACAGAGAUCUCACUUACAUUCUCCUUGUUUCCCUCCUGCUUUCCUUUCUGUCCUGCUUUUUAUUCAUCGGCCAGCCAAGGAAGGUGACCUGCCUCCUCCGACAAACUGCCUUCAGCAUCAUCUUCUCGGUUGCGGUCUCUUCUGUGCUGGCCAAAACAAUCACUGUGGUGGUGGCCUUCAUGGCCACCAAGCCUGGGAACAGGAUGAGGAAAUGGCUGGGGAAGAGUCUGGCCAACUCCAUUGUCAUUUCUUGUUCUGCUGUCCAAAUUGUCCUCUGUGCCCUCUGGCUGGGAAUCUCCCCUCCCUUCCCAGACUCUGACAUGCACUCUCAGCCAGGCCAGAUCACAUUGCAAUGCAACGAAGGGUCUCUCGCCAUGUUUUAUGGUGCCCUGGGAUAUAUGGGCCUCCUGGCUGCUGUCUCUUUCAUGGUGGCUUUUCUGGCCAGGAAGCUGCCCGGGGCCUUCAAUGAAGCCAAGCUGAUCACCUUCAGCAUGCUGGUGUUUUGCAGUGUCUGGGUGUCCUUCGUGCCCACCUACCUGAGCACGAAGGGGAAAUACAUGGUGGCCGUGCAGAUCUUCUCCAUCUUGGCCUCCAGUGCUGGCUUGGUGGGCUGCAUUUUCUUUCCCAAAUGCUACAUUAUCAUCAUGAGGCCUAACCUUAAUACCAAGGAGCAUUUAAUGAGAAAAGUGAACCAAUUCCAUUGA
Eublepharis macularius is the source of this 1083-nucleotide messenger RNA. Its product is annotated as vomeronasal type-2 receptor 26-like. Gene Ontology annotation, biological process: G protein-coupled receptor signaling pathway. The transcript has 2 exons. Gene Ontology annotation, molecular function: G protein-coupled receptor activity. Bases 1 to 1083 code for a protein of 360 amino acids. Lineage: Eukaryota; Metazoa; Chordata; Lepidosauria; Squamata; Eublepharidae. The record is from RefSeq and is a predicted model, not a curated record. Gene Ontology annotation, cellular component: membrane.